AUGCCUUCCAGGUACCGGGAAGCUUGGAUCAAGAGCCGAACCAUGGGCCGGCCAGUACCAGCGCCCCUGCACGGGGUUGUCGUGGGGCCCUGCGUGGAUGAUGCGGCGAAGGCUCAGGCGGCAAAGGCUCCAGCCGCGCCGGUGGACUUGCUGGACAUGGGCGAGAAGGUAGAGAAGACGGAGAAGGCGAAGCCGGCACAGGCCGACCUCCUUGGCUUCGAUGAUGGCCAGGCAAGCGCGCCGGGCGGCGAUCUCUUGGGCCUUGCGCAGGCUCCGUCGAAACCGGCGUCCAAUGGCAGCGACCUGCUAGGCUUCGGCUCGCUGGACUUCAACCAGGUAGCGGCCCCAGCGCCAGUGGCAUCCGCGGUGUCCCCAGCAACGGCAAACGCCGCACUCCUGGCGCCAGCGGCUGCGCCUGUGCAGGCGGCACCUGCUGAGGCCACUGGGCCUGCGCCCAGGAACGGUGCAGGUACCCUGGGCGCGGGCGCAAAGCUCAUAGAGCAGCCCCAGGAGAAGGUGCUCACUUCGGAGAGCAAAUCGGAUCGACCUGCUGGCACUGAGACGGCCACCCGACAAAGGUUGAUCUUCCAGGCCCCGAAGGAUUGCAUAUUCAAAGACCAGUGGAAGUCGCAUCUACCGUCACGCACAGCGGAGCAAGCGCUGGGCGAGGAUGUCCGCGGACGCCUGCGAGACUUGGUGAUGCGCUGCCCGUGCGCUGUGCUGGAGGGACUUCGUUGGAGUGUUCUGCGCAAGGUGUACACCGAGCGGUACCCGGGCGGGUUCGUGGGUGCGAGCUCUUUGCCUGCCGCCAAGGCCUGCCUGAAAGACUUGGCGGAGUUCCAUGAAGCGCCAGGUGCCCUAGAUGACCUAUGGCUGGCCUUGCUGCUGGCAGCCUGGGGCCUUCAUUUCCAGGCGCCGGGCUGGCUGAGCUUGCGAGCUCGCGGGUCUGCCAGGCAUCGCUGCACCAGACAUGCCGUGGACUUGCCCGAGAUGCCGACGGUGCAAGAGUUAGAUGAUAUGUACCCAGAGUUGGCGCGGAACCAAGUGGCGGUCCUGGCGCAGGGCGAGAACUGGGCCGUGGUCUACAACCCUUCAGGCUGCACGGCGCACCCCCACAAGGAGCUUCCAAAGGACCGGGAAGGCAUGACGCUCAUGGGCCGCGCCAAGAAGACCUUGCGCCGACAGCGGCUGCACCUGGUGGGCCGCCUGGACCGCUCGGUGAGCGGAGUGUCGCUGGUGGCCUUUGACCCGGACACCGCGCAGGCUCUGCACGAGGUCAACGUCUCGAAGGUUUACUAUGCGUUUCGGUUGGCAAGAAAACCUUGCCUGAGUUCAUUCCGCGUUGUGGGAUCUUCAAGCAUGAGGCCGAUGAGGCUCUGCCGAAACAGUGGCGAGCACUUCCUGCAGCGAGGUCGCUUUAGCAUCGACCGGGAGCUGGCUGAUAAGAAGCCAUUCGGAAAGCGGCGGGGCAAAAAGAUGACGAAACCCAGCCACACGGACGUGGAGGUGUUGCUGGGCAGCGCCGGCCCGGAUUGCUGUUUGGUGCGGGCAGAGCCCACCACCGGGCGGUAUCACCAGAUCCGUCGGCACCUGCGGAACAUCAGUUUGCCGAUCCUUGGGGAUACGUACAACAAGCGGAGAACCCGCGAGUACUUCGAGUCUUUCGGGCUUCCGCUCCCGCGGCGGGUUAUGCUGCACCUGCACAGCAUGAAAGUGCCAGCCACAGAGCACACGCCUGAGAUCCAUGUGACUUGCCCACUGCCCCCGAAGUUCAUCAGCUUCCUCCGCCGUUCCCCUGGGCCGCAGAGGCUGAGUCGAUGCUGCCGGAGUUGUUUGCCGACCCGAAGCCGGACCUGA
Messenger RNA from Effrenium voratum, 1857 nucleotides. NCBI's taxonomy places the organism in Eukaryota, Dinophyceae, Suessiales, Symbiodiniaceae. The record is from the annotation of a GenBank genome assembly.